Molecule: messenger RNA, 5130 nt
Organism: Sebastes umbrosus (honeycomb rockfish)
Lineage: Eukaryota; Metazoa; Chordata; Actinopteri; Perciformes; Sebastidae
Gene: acin1b
Product: apoptotic chromatin condensation inducer 1b
Exons: 17
Coding region: 41-3934 (1297 amino acids)
Molecular function (GO): nucleic acid binding
Source: RefSeq, a predicted model, not a curated record
UUGUUGGUUGGGGAGUUUAGACACAAGCGGAGGGAGCAAAAUGGCGGACGAAGAUAUUACGCUUGAUGGGAAACCUCUACAAUCGCUCCGAGUUGCGGAUUUAAAAGCCGCGCUGGAGCAAAGAAACCUGCCGAAGAGUGGGCAGAAAAAUGCACUCCUUAAGCGACUGAAAGGGGCUCUGAUGCUGGAAAAUCUCCAGAAGUCGUCCUCCUCUCACAGUGGGCUACAGCCCAACUCACAGAUAGGUGAGGAGAUGAGCCAGAAUAGCUUCAUAAAACAGUACCUGGCCAAGCAGCAGGAGCUCCUUCGCCAGAGACUGGAGAGAGAGGCCCAGCAAGAGGAGGAGGCAGACGAAAGCCCAGCAGCGCCGGACGAGGAUGAAGACCACUCGGAGGACAAUGACAGCUCCGCCUAUGUCUCUGACAAGCAUCGCUCCUUACCCCCCAAGCCCUCAAUGACCAGGGCGGAGGAGAGAGGCGCAGGAGAGUCAGUGAUGGCUCAUGGGAUGAUGGCGUAUGGCUCUGACAUGGGCCCCGGGCCUAUCCUCCACCCCCAGGAGUCCCUUGAGGCUCCAGGAGCUAGGAUGCAGCGAGCCACCUUUCAUCAAGGACACAAGGAGCCACCAGCCCCAUCUCCACCCCGCGCCGUAGCCUCCCUGUCAGUGCGCGUCCUGGGCCAGCCUGACCGCCAGGGGCUGCCCCCUGCCGUACCCCGAUCCCAGGAGAAGGAGGGCACUGCGCCGAGCGAACCAGGAUCAGCUCACCCUGUCCUCCACCUUAGCCGAUCUGCCGGGGUCUUAUCGGGAGGUCAGGUCCACGAGGACAGCGAUGACGAUGACGACGGUGAUGACGAGAGCGAAGAUGACGACGAUUGGGGGCCUGGUCCUGGCGGGGCACGGAGGGGCAACAGAGCGCCUCCCCAGCCGCAGCAGAUGCCUCCCAGUGUCCCAUCAACAGUUGCCAGAUCCAAACGCAAGCUUCAGCCUCCGCAGCACAUCCCACCACCACAGGUACACCACACACCAAUGCAACUGCGCCACCCCACCCCUCCUCCCUCUCCACCCCCUGACCUGUUUCCCCUGCCUGACACUCCCAAACAGAGCCCACCAGACACAGACGAGCAGGAGGGGGAACGCCCUGAGGCUUCUCGUGGUCCAAGGGUGCCGCCAUUCCCACCUUCCACCAUGCAGAGGCAAGACUCUGACUCGAGCUCUCGUUCCAGCAGCCCUGAGCCCCCUAUGAAGCGCAGGCCAGGGCCCCUUUCUCUGCUCGUACACAAGAUGGAGUCAGAGGGGGCUUUCCGUGCAGCAGAGACCACCUCUGCUGUGGAUAUGUCAGGAGAGAUGGCACACUCUGCUGGGUCGGCCAGUUCCAGCGAAUCUCCACUGCAAAGAUUGGAGAGAAAGAGGCUGCAAGAAAACAGAGAGAUGGAGGAAGAAAGGCGACUGAAGGAGGAGAAAGAGAGAGAACAACACCAGAAGCAGGAGAGGGAAAGAAAGAAAAUACAAGAGCAGGAGAGAGAGAAGAAACGCUUGGAAGAAGAGAAGGAAAGGGAGGGGAAACGACUGGAAGAGGAGGAGAAACAGCGUCAGAGAGAGGAGCGAGAAAAAGAGAGAAAACACCAGGAAGAGGAACGAGAAAAAGAGAGAAAACACCAGGAAGAGGAACGAGAAAAAGAGAGAAAACGCCAGGAAGAGGAGCGAGAAAAAGAGAGAAAACACCGGGAUGAGGAGCGAGAAAAAGAGAGAAAACUCCAGGAUGAGGAGCGAGAAAAAGAGAGAAAACACCGAGAAGAGGAAAAAGAAAAGGAGAGAAAACGCCAGGAAGAGGAAAAAGAAAAAGAGAGAAAACACCGGGAAGAGGAAAAAGAAAAAGAGAGAAAACGCCAGGAAGAGGAGAAACUGCUAAAGGAGAAGGAAAAGAGACAGGAGACAGCCAAUAAAGGCAGGGUGGCUGUGACUGAGGCCCAAGACUCAGAUUCCUCAUCAGAUUCUGACUCCAAAUCAGACUCCUCUUCACGCUCAUCACAAUCCUCCUCUUCCUCCUCUGGGGAUAAAACCGGCCCUGCUAGACAGCUGAAGAAGGCAGACCAAGAAGCAGAGGAUGAGAAAAAGACUAACCUGAAAGUUGCAGAGAAACGAUACCUUUCAAAAAGGGAGGUGUCAGAGCCCAGCGCAGCCGCCGUGACAGAGGUGGAACCGGACUCGGAGAGCUCCGUGGCCCAGCAGCCGCCCUCCGGGGCUGAGCCGGAGAACAGCGAGGGCCGCCUGGAGGAGAGCACCACUCCUAAGGCUUUUGCUGCUCGCAAGAUCUCCUUGACCAGCAGCAAGACGUCUCCAGCCGCCACAGAUGGAGGAGCAGGUGAGGCUGAGACGGGAUCCGCAGCGGGGAGGAAGAGGCGAUGGGGCUCCAGCACAGCAGUCACUGCUAAGAAACCAUCCAUCAGCAUCACCACUGACUCACUGAAGUCUUUGAUCCCAGACAUCAAAGUGAACCAGGAGGCCGUAGUGGAGCUGCACCCAGAGGAGCUGCACAUGUCCGGGGACGAGGAGAGCCUGGACGCCAGCCGGGACGACCAGGACAAAGGCCUCAAGAUUCGACGCACUGUCACACAGGUCGUCCCAGGUGACAGCCAGGAAAACGGACAGGCAAAUGAGGAGGAAGAGGUGGAGAAAAUGGAGAAAGAAAAACAACGCAGGACUUCCAGAGACAAAAGGAAGAACAGUGUUUCUGAGGAAGCUUCGGAAACACAGACACAUGUCAAGCUCGAAGGAGAGGCAAAUAAAGUUACCCCUAGCGACAGUCUGGUGCGUCGCUCCAUAAGUCAACAGAAGUCUGGCGUGUCCGUCACCAUCGACGACCCCGUCCGCACAACCAGGCAGCCCUCUCCGCCUCACGGCAAAGUCUCAAAUAUCAUCCAUGUGACCAACCUGGUGCGACCCUUCACCCUGGGCCAACUCAAAGAGCUGCUGAACAGGACGGGCGGCGUGGUGGAAGAGGGCUUCUGGAUCGACAAGAUCAAGUCCCACUGCUACGUCACAUACGCUACAACAGAGGAGGCGGUCGCCACCAGAGCUGCCCUCCACGGGGUCAAAUGGCCUCCGAGCAACCCCAAGGUCCUCAGCGUCGACUUCUGUGAGCAGAACGAGCUGGACGUUCACAAAGGCAUUCUGAAGCCAGAAAUGGAGGAGGAACACGUUGCCCCGCCAACUGGUCCUCAGAACCGGCUGCCCCCUCUGAUGCCUGAGCGAGACCGGGACCGGGACAGGGAGCGCGAACCGAGGGACCGAGGCGUGGUAGGAGUGCGGGAUCUGUGGGCGGAGCGGCAGAGAGAGAUGGAGCGCCGGGAACGAGCCCGCGGCGAGCGGGAAUGGGACCGGGAUAAGGUCCGGGAAUUCGCGAGACCGGGAGAGGACGAACCGCGAUCUCGAUCCAGAGACAGAGAGAGGAAGAGGAGGGAGAGGGCCAAGAGCAAGGAGAGGAAGACGGAUAAGAAGGAGAAAGGAGACGAACCUCCUGCAAAAUUGCUAGACGACUUGUUCCUGAAGACCAAAGCAGCUCCGUGUAUAUACUGGCUUCCCCUGUCUGAGGAGCAGGCGGCGCAGAGGCUUUUGGACCGCACAGAGCGGCAAAAGGAGCGCGAGCGAAGGCGCAAGGAGCAGCAAGAGGAGGAGGAGAAGAAGCGGGAGGAGGAGAGGAAAGAGAGGCUGAAGGGUCGAGAGAAGGACGUCAGCGUGACGGCGAGCGCCGGGGCAGCCGGGCGAGUAGGAGGAGGAGGAGGAGGAGCCAACAGAGACCGAGAGAGGGACCGCGGCCGAGACAGAGAGGGGGACAAGAAGAGGGACGGCAGCCACCGGCCCGCGCGACCCUCGGUAGGCGCCGGCAGCGGACGUCGCUCUCAUAGCCGUAGCAACCCCAGGGAUAGACGCCGCUGAGUGGCUGCAGGGAUAGCGGAAGAGAGAGAGAGGGACGCGGCGUAGCUAGGGACUCAGCAGACAGGAAGUCUUGGGAGGGAGGGAGUGUUUCCACUUGGAGAUUCUCUUGCCUCAAGUUCAGGACUUGUGUCUGCUCCUCGCUACCUGCCCCGCCGUGCUUUAAUUCGUCCACUUUUGACGCCAGCGUUGUCUUCCACACACUUCUGCCAUUUCCCCUCCCCCCGCCUCGUCCGUGUCAAUUUACACAGAAAAUGUUCAUUAAAUGUGAUAAUAGUAAAACGACAGAUAGUCUAGCUUCUCUCCCCACUCUUCUGUUCUCGCUCCGUCUUCCAGAAGCAAAAGUGCGUCCUCUCCGUCUGUAGAGAGCAGCGUUCCUCCUCGUCUCCGUGUAGUCAAAGAAACAGAGAGGACUGUGGUUUUCCCUGGCUCGCCUCAGCAUUUUGUCCCUCUGAGGUUUGGGAGCCCGCCUCUUUAUUUUAGUUCUGCGGGUGCACAGUUCCUUCCUCCUCCGAGCCCUGUAAUAAAACCAGUCCGAAAUAGAUCCCCGACCUUCAAAUAUUUUCUAGCAUCAGUUUUAGUGUUCUACUCCUCAGCACUGGGAUUUUUUUUUUUUUUUUUUUAAUAAACGACUUAAUUUGACUUUGUCAAAGUGAGGAUUUUGUUUUGUUGAAGUUUUAUGAAUCAUGUUUUCAGCCUUGGAGGUUUUGUUGUGUGUUACUGCAGGUGAUGUUUGUGUGAGUAAUAACCUUCAUCCCCCUCUCCCACCAACAUGCAACUGGUACUGAAGUCUCAACACUGUAACCUAGAGGAGUAUGCGAUAGGAAGAGCCGUGAUAUUACGUGUUGUGGUGAUGCAGGAGACGUGCACAUGCUCCAGUUUGUCUUUAGUGGAUGUUUUGAGUUGAGAAGGGGGAAGUCUUGUCAAGUGGUUUAUUCUGUAAUAAUUACAGGAAGCUGCACUGAAAUCUCCUUUUGAAAAUCCCUCCUCUGACCCUUCAAUCAUAUAUAUAUUUAAGAGGGAAUACAAAUAAGAAGUUUACCUUCUAAUAGAGUAAUGGUUACAAUUUUAAUAUUUUUAAUUUUAUGAUUUUAGUUCUAAACAGUUAGUGUUGCUUUCCCCCCUCCACAUCCCCUUCCUGCAAGUGCUGAAUGUACUGAGAAUUUAAAAAAUGAAUAAAUUUAAAUUGGUUAUCAGCC